Funneliformis mosseae is the source of this 756-nucleotide messenger RNA. NCBI's taxonomy places the organism in Eukaryota, Fungi, Glomeromycota, Glomeromycetes, Glomerales, Glomeraceae. The record is from the annotation of a GenBank genome assembly.
AUGGUAGCAAAAUCAAUUAUUGUUACGGGAGCGUCAAGAGGGCUAGGUAGAGCAAUAGCAAUAGAACUAAUUAAAAAAUUUAAUAAUAAUGUAAUAGCAAUAUCUCGUACACAGAAAGAUUUAUUAGAAUUGAAGCAAUAUGUUGAGAAUGAUUUAAAAGAGAAAGGUAAAAUUGAAAUAGUUGUUGGAGAUGUUACAAAUGAGCGGGUUAUAGAAGAAGCGAUCGGGAAAUCUAUUAAAUUAUGGGGAAAAUUAGAUGGUGUUAUUGCAAAUGCUGGAGUUCUUCCUAUUGGUAAAGUGGCGGACUGCAAUAUAGAUGAAUGGAAACGAAGUUUUGAUAUAAAUUUCUUUUCAGUAAUUGUUUUAAUUCAAAAAUCAAUAUCGCAAUUAAGGCAAAAUAAGGGAGUCUUUGUUACGGUAUCGUCCGGAUCAGCUAAUAAAUCAUAUUGUGGAUGGUGUCCAUAUGUUGCAGUUGAAGAACCUGAUAUCGUGGCAAUAGCACUACGUCCCGGAAUUGUCGAUACUGAAAUGCAAAGAUUUUUACGCGAAAAAGGCAUGGAACUGGGAAUGAGUAGAUCAGAAUAUGAUCAAUUUGUAAAUUUAUAUGAAUCAAAUAAUCUAGUUCCUGCUGAACGUCCAGCCCAUGUUUUUGCUUCUUUGGUUUCUUGUGCUGGUGAAGGAAUUGAUUCUAUUAAACAUUUAAGUGGUAAAUACUUUAGUUGGGAUGAUCUUGAAAUGGAAAUUCAUAGGGAAAAA